AUGAAGAGUUUCAGCCAAGAAGGCCAAGGAAUCUAUCAAGGCAGAACUCAGGCUGAUAAUCUAAUAAGGAGCAAUCAAUUCUAUGUUGCACAAGUGAGCCAAAUGGAAGUAAAAAUUUCAGAGCUAAAAGCACUCUUACAGGCCAAAGAUAGCGAAAUUUCAUAUUUAAAGAAGAAGGUUACCAGUUUGGAAGAGGAAAAGAGAGCUAGAAAUUCGAUUUCGAUGUCAAGCCAAGUGGAUGAACUGAAAUCAAGAAAUGCUGAACUUGAAGAAGAAAAUAAAGAGCUAAUUCACCUUUUAAUAGAAAAAAUUUUAGAUUUAUAAUUAAUUAGAGAUCUUAAUAAUAAUCCUAUGAACUUUCUAUUAUUGUCAUUAUUAUUGAAUAAAUUUUAUUACAGAAGGAAUGAAGAAUCACUUUUUUAAACAAUAAAAAAAAUAAUUUAUAGAAUUUUUUUGACUUAUAAGGGUUAAGAAAUCGUUUGAACCAUGCAGAGCUCGACUCUGACACCAAAAUUCAGCUUGAACAUGCUAUUAGAAUGAAAGAAAUUUUUGAACAAAAAUAUAGAGACGUUAAAUCAAUGAUGAUAAAAGCAGAGAUGGGCUCCCCUGGCAAUGAAGACACUAUAAGAAGUCAAGAUUAUUAUAAAGAUGAUUGAAAAAAUAGUUUCCUUAAGCCAAAUAUACACGAAGAUAAUACAAGAAAGAUUUCAGAGGAAAAACAGCCUUUUAAAAGAAAGUCAGUAGAAAUUGAAAAAAAUUUUAUUGACUUGAAGCAUGAGUAUGAAAUGGCUAUGGAAAAAAUAAAAGAAUUUUGACUUACUCACCCAUAAUAAGAAGAUUCAUGCUUAUACGUGUAGGGGUUUAGCACAAAAUAUUCAAUAGUAAAUUUUAUAUUAAUAGAUCGAAAUUGGCUAUUGUUUGAGGAUUUUCAGCUAUCCAUUUAUAUAAAAUUUAUUAUUAAGAAGUUUGCUGUAAAAUCUCUACGAAUAAGUAAGAAUCUGCUUACUGGGAGGGACUUAGGGUCAAAAACAGACAGAUCAUCAUCUUUUUCAUCUAUAUCUGUUAAUGAUUCCCAAUCUAGAUCGUAUAAAUCGCUUGUAACCAAAAACAAAGCCUCAAUAGACAUAGAGGAAAAAACUUUGUCACCUAGCAAAAUGUCUCCUUUUAAGCACUCAAGUUCUCCUCAAACUUCUUAUAAGCCGCAAUUGCUAAAUGGAUACUUAAAACUAACUCCAGACUCUCCAGCUUCAAAGCCUCCACUUGGAAUAAAAAAAGGCAAAUUCAAAAUAAUCCCAAAUAAUCGAGAACAUGAAAAUAUAUCCCAGGAACAAGAAUAGCUGGACUAUAAAAAGGCUGGGAAACUCCCUGAGUUGAUUUUCCAGCUCGAGUUGACAAAUAUAUAAUAUUUGAUAUAUUUGCCAACUCCCGGAAUGGCUUACCAAUUUGAGUUAGACAGCCUACUCAGGAAGUUUCUCACUCCCCCCCCCUUUAAAUUGAAACAAAAUAUAGGUAAAAUUCCUACUUUUUUGGGAAAUUACCCCCUUUAAAUUGAAACAAAAUUUUUAUUAUAAUAGAAAAUUUUAUAGGUAAAAAAUCAUUAUUUUAUAUGUAAAUACGUUAAUACGUUAAUACCCUAUUUAAUAUGCUUCAAACAUAUAAGAUUUAGAAAUUAAACUCUAUUUUGUCCAAUUGUUAUGGGGAGAGUUUAGAAGAAUACCAUUUCAGCAAGUUUACACUUUGAGAUUGAGAAAUUUAUGAAUUAAUUUUUCAUGAAAUUAAAAUUAAAAAUCAAACACUUUCCAUUUUUAAAACUAUUAAAUGCAAAUUUAUAAAGUUUAACGUGAAAAUUCAAAACUUUCUAAAAUAGUAUUCUUAAAUUUUAAAGAGCGAUUUUUAAGAAAAUAGAACUUGCUAACUUACCGACUAGGCAUUGUCAUAAAAUUAUAAUGUUAUUAAAUAUAAUUUACUCAAUUUAUUGUCUCUUUAAAUUUAUAUAAUUUAUUUUCUAUAAAAUUUUAUCUCUGAAAAAAUUUUUAUAUAUAAAUUUUUUUAUAAAAAAUUUUCUUAACCCCCCUUUAAAUUGAAACAAAAUUUUUUGUUUUCAAUUUAAAGGGGGGGGAGUCAGUAUUUUAAUAAUCCAGGACGAGAUAUUCUCGCUUCUGGACUAUAGCAUACCUCAGUCAAUUAAUUCUUCAUUAGAUAAAGCUCAGAAAACGGGUUCAAUAUUAAAAACUAUCAAGGAGGAUAAAGGACAAAGCCCUCUAUCUAUAAGUACAAGCAGCUGAAAGAAAGAGCAAGCUAACACAAGCUCUUCAUUUACAAGCAGAAAUAACUUAUCAACAAGUUCUAUUAAAAAAGAAGCUGAAUAUUAUCCAUUAUCAAUGAGGAAUGCGAGAUUAGGGACAAAGAAAGGACAAGUUGUGAUUGAUUUUGAUAAGUAUGAAAGGUAA
Molecule: messenger RNA, 2450 nt
Organism: Blepharisma stoltei
Lineage: Eukaryota; Ciliophora; Heterotrichea; Heterotrichida; Blepharismidae
Source: the annotation of a GenBank genome assembly